This is a messenger RNA of Cadophora gregata, 186 nucleotides long. RefSeq lists its product as uncharacterized. The record is from RefSeq and is a predicted model, not a curated record. Lineage: Eukaryota; Fungi; Ascomycota; Leotiomycetes; Helotiales; Ploettnerulaceae. Bases 1 to 186 code for a protein of 61 amino acids. The transcript is spliced from 2 exons.
AUGCUCUUCACGAAGCAAAUCGUCACUCUCGCUGUUGCGCUGCUGGGAAUGUCCUCGAUGGUGGCAGCAACUCCGGUGCCUUGCACAGACAGAAUAAGAGACCUAGUCCUCAUGGGCCAACUUGAUCCCAGUGCAUGCUGCAGUUACGGAGUGUGCAAAGGAGACGUCAACAUCCAAGGAGCAUAA